UAUGCAACGCGACCUAGCUGCAUAGUUUACACAAUUCACAAAUCCCCGUCCAUGGAUCACCUCAAUAUUACAUGAUAAUGAUUAGCACCUGUGAUGCCAAUGAAACUAUUGUCAACAUUUGGGGACAUAUUUAUACCCCACAUCGCCGGCUCAUAUCACAGACGGUCGGGACUCCACAGCACCACCACCAAAAAAAAUGAUGAAAAUUACGCUCCUCGCCUUGGCCGCGUUAUCGUGCGCGUGCGCGUCGGCCGACCAGCCGCCGCCGGCGCAGGCGCAGCCAGUAGAGAUCGUCAAACAAGACUCCGAAGUCGAUGUCAACGGAUACAACUUCGAAUUCGAAACAAGCGACGGCACAUCCCGCCAGGAGCAGGGCGAGUACAAGAACGACACGGACCAGCAAGGACUCUCAGUCAAGGGCAGCUACAAAUACGUCGCGCCGGACGGACAGCACAUAUCCGUCAGCUUCGUCGCCGACAAGAACGGAUACCAGCCCAAGGAGACUAAUGACGACCAGAAACCCGCGCAGUCUUAAGGAAUGUUGAUGUACUAUCAGAGAAGUUGAUUCCUA
Aricia agestis (brown argus) is the source of this 571-nucleotide messenger RNA. RefSeq names its product endocuticle structural glycoprotein ABD-5-like (gene CPR24). The record is from RefSeq and is a predicted model, not a curated record. The coding region runs from base 197 to 535 and encodes 112 amino acids. The transcript is spliced from 4 exons. Lineage: Eukaryota; Metazoa; Arthropoda; Insecta; Lepidoptera; Lycaenidae. Gene Ontology annotation, molecular function: structural constituent of chitin-based larval cuticle. Gene Ontology annotation, cellular component: chitin-based extracellular matrix.